UUAUAAUAUAUUAUAUUUUAAAGUUUUGAGUGUUUUGAUUUUUUCAACGUCAUACUCAUACACCACAAUUCACAAUUUAAAAUAAUAUUCAUUUACUAAUUCUUGUACAUUUAUUUUACUAAUUACUUAGUGUAAUAAAUAACUACUCAGUAGUCAGUACUCACACUCGUGGUUAAGAAUCGCCAAUAAAUCACCCACAAUUAUAACUUUAAAAAUACAAUGUUUUCUCUGAGUUUAUUCAAUGACAUACUCCGACCGUUCAACACGACAUACAGAUGUUGGUCAGUUUCAAUGCUUCCAGGCAGUGAACGAGAAGAUGUUGAACGUGGUGGAAAAAUUAUAAUGCCUCCAUCUGCUCUGGACACAUUGACCCGGCUAAAUAUCAAUUACCCGAUGUUGUUCAAGCUUACUAACAGAAGAAGCAACAGACAAACACAUUGUGGUGUACUGGAGUUUAUCGCUGAUGAAGACAAAAUAUAUAUUCCUUAUUGGAUGAUGAAAAACCUAUUACUAGAUGAAGGAGAUAUGGUGCAAGUUGAAAGUGUUUCAUUAGAAGUAGCCACCUUUUCAAAAUUUCAACCUCAAAAUUCUGAAUUCUUAGAUAUUACUAAUCCAAAGGCUGUUUUAGAAAAUUGUUUGCGUAAUUUUGCUUGUCUGACUACUGGUGAUGUAAUAGCCAUAAAAUACAACCAAAAAAUUUAUGAAAUGUGUGUGUUGGAAACAAAACCUGGCAAUGCUGUUAGUAUUAUUGAAUGUGAUAUGAAUGUUGAAUUUGCUGCCCCAGUUGGCUAUCAAGAGCCUAAUCAUGAAAAAACAACAGCUACAGAAGAUAUGAUGGUUGAUCCUGCUGAUUUAAUGCCAGAACCAACUGGUUUCGUAGCUUUCAAAGGUUCAGGCAAUAGAUUAGAUGGUAAAAAAAAGAAAGAUAAUACAGAUGAUCCUCUCAAUCAAAUUAAACCAGCAUACCAAAGAGGUAUUCCAGAUUAUAAUUAUACCAUAGGAACUAUUCAGUUCUUAAGAAACAUCCGUCCUGUUAUUAAUGACAAAGAGAAUGAAAAUAAAGAUGAAUUUAAGCCAUUUGCAGGAUCUGGAUCAGUACUAAAAACAAAAGCAAAAAAAAAAUAAUUUAAAUUGUUUUCAAAACUUGUACAUAUUUGUUUAAUAUAAGAGCAUUUAGAUUUUAAAUAAUGUACUUUUUAGUUUAUUUGUGAUAAUUCUAUAUUUAUUGUAAACUGGUUUUAAUUUAGUGAUAAUUAAGAAUACAUAUCUCAUACAAUUAGCAUAUUAUGCUUAUUGUAAAUAGGAAUUUCACAAAAGGUUAUAGAAAAAUAUUAAUAAUAAUAAUAAUUUUUUUUAAUAAUA
This is a messenger RNA of Aphis gossypii (cotton aphid), 1362 nucleotides long. RefSeq names its product ubiquitin recognition factor in ER-associated degradation protein 1-like. NCBI's taxonomy places the organism in Eukaryota, Metazoa, Arthropoda, Insecta, Hemiptera, Aphididae. The transcript has 5 exons. Gene Ontology annotation, cellular component: VCP-NPL4-UFD1 AAA ATPase complex. The record is from RefSeq and is a predicted model, not a curated record. The coding region runs from base 220 to 1125 and encodes 301 amino acids. Gene Ontology annotation, molecular function: polyubiquitin modification-dependent protein binding.